Penicillium digitatum Pd1 is the source of this 1533-nucleotide messenger RNA. RefSeq lists its product as uncharacterized. NCBI's taxonomy places the organism in Eukaryota, Fungi, Ascomycota, Eurotiomycetes, Eurotiales, Aspergillaceae. The record is from RefSeq and is a predicted model, not a curated record.
AUGUCAGGGAACUACAAUUAUCCUCGUGCCUCUUCCUCUUCCUCUUCCUCUUCCUCUCGCUACACAUCCCGUACUACCAGACCUGACGAACGCCCUGAGAUCCUUCGUCUCCAGCAUCUCCGCAAUUUCGUAUCGGAACGAAAUCGCUCCGGUGCCCACAACGCCUAUAACGCCACCCUUGCCCUGGAAACAAUCAACCGAGAAGUCGCGGAGCAUUCUCUGGACCGAGUUCGCGAUCGGAUCAACUUUGAGCAAGCCGAAGCCGACGUCGAUCGCCAGAUCCAACUACAGUUCGAGACAGCUGGCCCCACGGAGCCAGUUCGGGGCAUUUGGAUCAACCAGCUUCACUCAGAACGGGCUCGAACCUCGCUUUCACCGGAGUCAAAUUCUGUUCACUAUCGUUUACCCUGGCAAACGCUCAGACCACCGAGCCCGGACGGAUCUUUAUCCAGGUCGCCAUCCCCCAUGCCACCAUCCGGUCAGUCGGGCCGUGAUGGCCAAGGACGAAUGAAGCGUCGGAAGCUGGACACUGACGAUCACCGUGAGGAAUUUCGAGGCUUCAACUAUGGUCAAUAUGGACAAGUCGUACCGGGAAUGCUGCAAAUGGAAAUCGCUAGCUGUGACGGAGGAAGCUACGAUCCGGAUAGUGCGUGCUCGCGUCCAGAGAACGUUUUGGACAACAAUACAAGUGUCUACUCUACGAAAGAAGCUCGUUGCAACUUGGUCCUCUGCCAUCGGGGCGAGGCCCCGUUUUGCUUGAAGAAGAUCGUCAUCAGAGCACCCCAAGGCGGGUUCGAUGCUCCAAUACAAGAAGGCAUGGUCUUUGUCGCGAUGACCUCUGAUGAACUGCUUGCCCGCACCGCCCAAUACCAAAUUCAAUACUCCAACAGCCGAUACCGCCGCACUGGCCGCCGCAGUGGCAUGCAACCAUCGCAGGAAUACCUCACUGGGUUCCGACCACCACUCCAACUCCUCGAACGCACAAUCCUCAUGAGCCCACAUUCAGUUGCGGUUCCGCAUACCGCAGAAGACCCGCAAGCGCAAUUCCGCAUCAUCACCGAGUACGAUGAGAAUAAUGAAGAUUCUGGAGAUGACGACAAUUGGCGCUCUGCAUUGCUCGAGAGAACCCAGGCUGAACAAACGGAAGAUCCUUUAUCGGAUACCGAUGAGAGUCCAAGCGAUGAGGAGGACCCUUCCAGCAGACAUCCGCGUCGCCGACAAGUUGAAUCGGAACGACUGGGAGCACUUAGCCGUGUCUCCGAGCAAAGACUGCGCCAUACCCCGAGUCUCGUGCAUCCAAACCCCCCAGCCGAGCCUGUUCAUGCAACUGCCGAAGUUUUGAAGCCCCAUGCGCGCUUUUUUAUCGAGCGAGAGAAGAGCAUGGUUACCAUCAAAUUUGAUCCGCCUCCCUCUGGCCGAUUCAUUCUCAUUAAGCUGUGGAGCCCGCGAGCCCACGGGAAUAUUGAUAUUGAAAGGAUCAUCGCACACGGGUAUGCAGGUCCGCGCUUCUUCCCAAGUAUCGCUGCUCGCUAG